Aegilops tauschii subsp. strangulata is the source of this 1356-nucleotide messenger RNA. Lineage: Eukaryota; Viridiplantae; Streptophyta; Magnoliopsida; Poales; Poaceae. The record is from RefSeq and is a predicted model, not a curated record.
AUGGCGUCUUCCCACUCCAGCAACUCCAACCCGUUCGCCGGACCCGAGCCUGACGCCACCGCCGUUCGCGAUCUCGACAUCCACACCCGUGUCCCCAUCAAGCUCAACCAGUCCAACUCUUCGUACUACGCGUGGAAGACCUACUUCAACCUCCUCUUCCGCGAGUACCACCUCCUCGAGCACGUCGACGGGAGCGUUGAUGGCGACCUCAUGGCGGGCGAUUCGGAUUGGGCAGCCAUUGAGGCCUCUCUCAUCCGGUGGUUUUAUCUCACUGUCUCGCCGGACAUCUUCCACACGGUCAUCUCGGAGGAUGACGACGCGUGUGCCGUGUGGACCAAGAUCAACAACCUCUUCACUGAUAAUAAGCUUCAACGUCUCGUGUUCUUGCAGCAGGAAUUUUUUGGGUGCCACCAAGAUGACUCCUCCAUCGACGACUACUGCAUGCGCCUUAAGCGGCUCGCCGACGAGCUCCGCGAUAUCGGCGCCAAGGUGUCGGACGAACUCAUGCUCAGCACCCUCACUGCCGGCCUCAACGAGGAUUUCGGCAACGCGGCCUCCAACCUCUCCCUGCUGCCGAACCCGACCUUCAACUCCGUCGCCGCGUAUUUGCGCUUGGAGGAGCGCCGGAUGAAGAAGGUCAAGGCGCGCGUACAACACACCGCCCUCGCUGCCGGGACCUCUCGCGGGGCGCCUCCGUCGGCCCUGCCUCACCCGCGCCCGGCCGCGCCACCGGGGUUCUUCCUCUCACAGGCCCCGCCCGCGCCUCCUACUCCAGCACCGCAGCAGCAGCAGGGCGGCGGCCGCCGCAACCGGUGCCGCGGAGGCGGUCGCUCCGGGCCACCACAGCAGCAGCAGCAGCAGUCGGGUGCGCGGGCCCCAGGCAUCCUCGGCCCGCACGCCGCCGGCCCUCAGGCGCACUACGCCGCGGCCCCGUACCAGGCGGGCGGCGCUGGCUACGCCACGGCCCCGUACCAGGCAGGCGGCGCUGGCUACCCGCUGGCGCCCGCUCCUCCGUCCGGCCACUCGCCGCAGGGCGGCUAUGUGCCGCCCCCCGCGCCGCUCCAGACCGGGGGCUACUCCCUCCCGCCGGCUCCGUGGGACCCCGUACUCCUCGCCGCGCUGCACUCGGCACCGUCUCCCUUCAACUACGGAGGCGGCGGUGAUUGGUACAUGGACACGGGGGCUACCACCCACAUGACGUUGCACCCCGGUAACCUUGUCUCUUCCUUCCCGGUCACCACUUCGAACCGCAUCACCUUCGGUGAUGGUUCCUCCUUAAAAAUCUUGUCUCCGUUCGUCAUCUUGCAUGUGACAAUCCUCUUACCGUUGAAUUUGAUGGCCUUGGUUUCUCUGUGA